CUGUCAUGGCGUCCUCUGAAGGAAGAUGCUAUGCAGAUUUUAUGUGCAGAUAAUCCAACAUCGCAAAGACUUGAAAUCGAAAACUGAAUAUGGAACGAGCCAUACUUCAAGGGCCGUUAUGUGUACCUCUCGCCUACGACCCUUCAUUCAAAGUGGAGGUCCGACUUCAUGAGCCACUCUGGAAAGUUCAGUUUUCUCCAGACGAUGUUGCUAUUGAAGUUCUGACCUUGUGUUCCCAACUGGAGCCACUUUGCAAGAAGGAGUACGCUACAACGAUGGGAAAGAUCGAUGCAAGUCAUAAAGUGGAAUAUCAAAACAAAUUUGAACCAAAAGCACAAGUACUCUUUGAGAAAAUGCGAGAAAUUAUCCAAUUUCUUCCAGAUCCUAGACCAUCAUUAAAAGAUUAUUUGCGGCAGACUGGAUUGUCUCUACUGUUUCCAAAAGUCACUUCAUAUUUAAAAAAUCCUGAGAGGCCAGCAUUUCAAACCCAGAAAUCUUCCAUGGAUGGAUAUUUUCCACACCUUGGGAUGUUGAACCAGCUUAUAACACUGAGCCAUCAGCUCAACAGUGAUGCAUUCAACCUCACAAACCACAAAUACAUGGCACAUCAGACUGCACUGCUAUAUCAAUCUGUUAAUCAGGCUGGCACUCCAAUGAUGGAAUACAAAAAAAAUAUCGAGUCUAAUUUCAAAAGUUUAAAAGCUGGCCUGGUACCGAAAGACAAAGAUUCCAUUCCUAGGCUACCCCACGAACAAAAAGAAUGGAUUAACAAUGUCACAGCUAACAUUCUUGACGAUGUGCAGUCCUUGUCCCCAGGCCUUACCCAGCCCAUGAUAUCAGCCAUGACGUUUGUAGAGCAACAGAGGCAAUAGAUAAAUAGUUUGUAAUUUGGUUAGUUUAAAUUUAACUUUUAAUUUGGUCUUUUGGUGAAAAAUUUUUUAAAUAAGUACUCUGAUUAGAGGCACCUCAUUGAUAUACAUGAUAGCUUAAAGGUCUAUACUUAAAAUUGUUAUUAACUAACAUCACUUUUGCAUCAAAUCAGCAAUCAUAUAGCUAUCUACUAAGUUCAAAUUUUCAAACAUACUUAAUCCUCUCAAGGCUCAACACCAACAGUAGCCAAUUAGCCACAGACCAGUAGAAAUUCAGUUUUGGCUUAUGGUUUGUGAUUUCCACUAGCCAGUUUGGCUAGUAAACAUACUGAAAUUGUCGUAACAUCUAAGAUGUCACUAGCCACUUGGCUAGUAAGUUGAAAAGUAAGUGUUUGAGCCCUGCCUUUCUGCAGUCUUAUUCCUCUCUGCAGCAAUGAGCACAGCAAGUUUUUCAAGCUGUUUCUUGUUUGGGGAAGUCCAGUACAGCUGGCAUGAGAUAGCCAUUCCUCUUUGCAGGCCUUUUUGAUUGCCUGCAGAGCAGACAUCAUUUGUGCAAUUGAAUGCUCAGUAUCAUGUUAGUGAAAAAUGGCUGUCAUCUUUGACUUUAAUGGCAGAGGAAAGUUGAGGAGAGAAAGAAAUUUUUACCAAGGGGGUGAGUGACAGUCAAAAAUGAGGAGAGGGGCUGGGAUGCCAUUUGGAGAAACGAUCAGGGUCACUCUUAAGGCUAGCCUCAAAAGUGAUUUUUUUUUUUCAGUCUCUUUGCAGUGUGGUAUUCAUAGUCUGAUACCUUUUCUUCAGUGAUUGAUCAGCUGCUGGAAGUUUAAGUAAUCCCCUGUUUAUUUUCGCAUGGCCAGUUAUUUCUCUCGGAUAUGAUAUUGGUGCUCUUGCUUUUUGUGACAUAUUUUGUUGUUGUAAGCUUGAUUACUUUCGUCAGUGUAUAGUUAAAAGCAUACUUUUUGAGUUGUCUCAUUUAUGAUUUAUGUUGGAACUUGAAAAAGUGCUUUCUCAAAAAUGGUUCAUUGUUUGAAUGGAUCAAAGUCAGUGUCUGUUCAACUGUACACCUACCCCUUCUUUAACCAUUAACAGUCAAACAAUAAUGGGUCAGAGUUAAUGAUGGGUUAGUGGGGUGCGGGGGUAGGUGCACAAUUUUUCAGACACUGACAUUGAUGCAGUUAAACAUUUCUGCUGCAUUGUUAAUAUAUAAUAACUGAGAGUCUUUAUAAAGUAAUGGUCAUUAAAAAAAGAAUUAUCAAGUACAGAAUGCAGUUUUGCAGUGAUCAUGGAAUCUCCAGGUUUUUUUUUUGGCAAUCAUGAGGCCAUGACAGAUGAUGAUCUCCCAUUACAAACUCAUGUAAAACUAAGGUAGAACCUUGUGUUGCAUGUUGGGGUACAAAAUUUCUUAUAGAUUUGUUAGGUUUUGAUUAACAACCCCUAGGGGUAAUUAACAACCCCUGGGGUAAUUAACAACCCUUGGGGUAAUUAACCCUUUACCUCCUUACCAUCAGCAUCCAUGUUUUCCAUUCUCUUCUCCAUACACUUCCUUUGGUGCUGGUAAGGAGAAUUUGAUGAACUGACAAAGCUUUUUAUGUUGGUGAUCAUUUCCUUUAUUCUUAUAAUCGUAAUGAUUGAUUCAGCAUUGUUACUGUAAGAAGAAAUUAGGUUCUGAUCACUCUCAGGGUCUGAAGGGUUAGUUGGGUAAAGUUAUGCUACAUAAAGGUUUUCAAACUCAACCAUUUAGUGAUGUAAGAACUAAACAACCUCGUUCCCAGGGCUUUUCCCUUAGCUGGGGGUGGGGUGGGGUGGGUGCCCCACCCUGUCCCCACCCCCAACUAAGGAAAAAAGCCCUGGGAAUGAGGUUGAGAACCUAAGAUAUUUUAGGGGAAAAAUAUAAAGAGAUUUCUGCUAAAAGAAACCUUGUUAAUGCUACACUGUGGGCCAUCAGAGCAGGUGAAUGUCUGUCAUGUUUAUCAAAUGCUAUCACACUUUAACAGCCAGCUCAUAUGCUUUGACAAAACUACUUAAAAAAGAUAUCUUCACCUAAUUUCUUAUACACAUUAUUAAUAUAUUGAGUAUGGCGAUAAGUUUAGUAGGCAUCUAUUCUUUUUUCUUGAAGAUGUGUGUACAUUUAAGUGCAAGGUUGUAGAAAAUUUGGUAGAAAUGCACAGUCUUGAAUCACUUCUAAUUUAUUUAAUAUUUAAUGAGCAUCAGGUAAUUGCUUAGUUAGUAAAUCUAAAGAAAUCAAUAAAUGGUUGAUACCAGAUGGAGAAA
Stylophora pistillata is the source of this 3137-nucleotide messenger RNA. RefSeq lists its product as uncharacterized. The record is from RefSeq and is a predicted model, not a curated record. Lineage: Eukaryota; Metazoa; Cnidaria; Anthozoa; Scleractinia; Pocilloporidae.